AUAAUGUUCAAAAAUCAAAAAACCAAAAACAAAAAGUCACCUUGAUUAGUUUCACAGCUACCAAUUCAAGUUUCUUAUUUUCCAAACCAAAAAAAAGAAAAAAGAAAAAGGACAGAAAGAGAAGGAGAAAUAUGUCAAACAUGCAGCAAAGUUUGAAUGCUGGCCAAACCAAAGGCCAGACCCAGGAAAGAACAGAAGAAUGGAUGGAAGCCACCAAAUUAGGUCCAACAAAUGAACCAGGAGACAUGUCUAGUAAUUCAGCUCAAGCUCAACUGUGUGCUAAUUCUGCUCAACACUCUACUCACCAACAUGAUCAAGAACCCAAUAGUCUUCUCCAACAGACUGGAGAGAAGAUGGUGCACAUGGCUCAGGGUGCUGUGGACACAGUGAAGGAAACGCUUGGAAUGGGUGACAAGAAAUGAAGAACAAGAUCUUUAAAAUAGUUAUUAAUUUUAAAUUUAUUAUUAAUACCUCUUUAUUUUUUCUAUAGGUUUGUGUCCUAUAUGUUCAUUAGGGCAUGGGAAGAACAAUUCCUCUGUUUGGAAUUUGGAUAUACAUUUUUUUUCAAUGUAAUAUAAUAAGGCAUAGCAGAUAUUGCAAAUGCAUAAAUGAAGACUCCAUAAGGGUUCACUCUCCCUCCCAUUCUUUUCUCA
Molecule: messenger RNA, 653 nt
Organism: Cucumis sativus (cucumber)
Lineage: Eukaryota; Viridiplantae; Streptophyta; Magnoliopsida; Cucurbitales; Cucurbitaceae
Product: late embryogenesis abundant protein D-7
Exons: 3
Coding region: 132-422 (96 amino acids)
Source: RefSeq, a predicted model, not a curated record